Messenger RNA from Xyrichtys novacula (pearly razorfish), 24534 nucleotides. The record is from the annotation of a GenBank genome assembly. NCBI's taxonomy places the organism in Eukaryota, Metazoa, Chordata, Actinopteri, Labriformes, Labridae.
ACGUCACGGAUCCGCAGCGACCGACAGAGAUGCUGAGGUGACAGGCAGAAGGAGAAAAGGGACGACCACAUUCAGACGGAUUUCCUCCACUUUUAUUCCUGCUCGUUUCGUGUUUUUUUCGCACCGCUGACACGACGGCCUUCACCUUUUCCUAUGGACGGUUCGCUCGCGAUGGGAUUCCGCUUCAUGUCGUCUCCGCCGCCUCCAAACGUAGAGGAUUUUUCGUAACCACACCCGGCUCUUCCUCCCUGGAUCAAGGAUUGGCAGCAAAGACCUGAGGUAAGCGUCCAGAAUCAGAGGGGGUCGUGCUUUUGCAUUUGCUUCUGCUGCCUUUGCUCUCGCUUUCCCGACCCAUUUCCCCCCGCUAGCUGCUACAUGCAUUCAGUUUGUUAUCCUGCAUGUUGUCAGAGGAUGAGGUUGCGUGGCCUGUGGUUGUGGACUGCCAGUGUGCGUGGACGCGCCUGAGUAAAUCUGCUGUGGCAACCAACUCGCUAUGCAACAGCUCUCCACAGCAAAGCCCACUGCAGAGUAGCUGGACCAGCAUGACAGCUUGCGUGGAAAACAUAUGGGGGUACUGCUGCAGCUGGCUACUCAUUGAAACCAGUCAACAGAGGUACUUUGCUGCCUGUCCUCCUCGAUUUGCUCUUCAAAUGAAGAAUUUGAGGCCCUGUUUGGGCAUCAUUGGUAGUAGAGGGUCAUUAUUAUACUUUCACUGCAGUCCUACAGUUCUUGUCCACAAAACACGAGUAGAAAUUUAAUUGUCCCAUUUGUCAUUUCAAUCUAAAAGUCAUCUACUUUGAUAGCUUUGGGUACAAAAGAUCUUCUAAAUCUUUCUGUCCUGCAGCGAGGAGAGAAGAGCCGUCCACCACCAUUGGUCCUUGGGUCCAUUAAGGUGUUGUAAAGUGUGUGAUCCAUGUUCUUAAGAGUAGUCUCCACCUUCCUCAGUGUAGAUCUCUCCGCCACAUCCUCCACAGAGCCAGCCUUUUUCACCGGUUUGUUUGGAAGCUGGUGUGCCAAAACAACCCUUCAGUUACCUCAUUCUUACCACCUUCUUAUUCUUAUCACCUUCCCUUCAAUAGUUGAUUAACCUGAUUUGUAAUUUGUUAACAGAGUAGGUCAGAUGAACACCAAACUACUCAAAUGUGACACCGUUAAGAAAAAUGCAUUGUCACUGAAAAGCUUGAUGCUGCAAGUCAUUUUCCAAACUGUGGCUUUUCUACACGUGUAACUUAAUAAGCCUGAAGUGGAGAGUCGAGGGCUUCAUGGUGGCUCUAGCUGCAAACAAGAUUUUAUGAUGUAGUGGCCGAUAGUUUGCAACAGAGCCAGGCUUUACUUUUGAUACAUGGCAAACUUUGCAGAAGUUUGAAAUCAGUGAAGUUUAUGUAAAUGUAAAUGUUCUUUAUUUAUACAGCACUUUACAACAACCCUUUCAGUGAACCAAAGUACUUUACGAAAGAAGAUAAAAAUGAAUAAAUAAAAGCAAUAAAAAAAGAAUAAGAUACAAUGCAAGAAAAUAAAGUGUCACCACACUACUAGGUGUUAAAAGCCACCAUAAAUAGGUAUGUUUUCAACCGGGAUUUGAAAAGGCUUAUUCCGGAGCCUUGGACCAGCGACUGAAAAGACUCGGUCACCCCAGUACUUGCGUUUUGAUCUGGGCACCUCCAGCAGAAGUUGAUUUGACGCCCUCAGAGCGCUACCCGGCUCAGGAACGGUUAAAAGCUCAGUCAAAAAGAUUACAAUCACUUAUUUCUUCCUGGAGCUGUAAGUUAUUAACAGGAUCAAAAUGAGACGUGCUUUGUUGAUAGUGUGAGGAAAUUAUGUGGUUAAAGUUUCUUAGUUUGGGAGAGUAGUAGUUGGUGUAAGAAAAAAAGACACAUUCAAGUCCUGAAGAAACUAAAUAUGUGUCAUAUUAUAAUAAACACAUAAAUCUGUGAAAGAAAACUAGUGUUGGAGACUCAUAAUGAACCAAUUGCACAUGCAAUUUAAUAUCAAUAAUAAAGUAUUUGCCAUUUACUAAUAGGUAGCAUGAAAGAUAACUUUACAUAUUGGAGCAGCAGGUAUUAAAUAUGCAUGCAAAGAUUUUUUUGUUGUUCUUUCGUCUCUCAUCAGUAUUUAGAGAUCAAAUAUCUCCAGAGUUAAGUUGGACUCCUCUCACGCUGGUUUACGUAGCUGCAAACCAGCUGCCUCCAGCAGACCAAAAGGGCACAGGCGACGCCAAGCUGCAGUCAGCACAUGAAAAUGGCACUGCACCAUCGUUGCCAUGGAGACGAAGGGGGGUCAGGAAAGCGUGAUUCAUGAUGAAACUGGUGCUGGUUUGUCAUAAAUUGGUUCAUUUUUUGGCUAAAAGACUGCAGCUCCUCCUCGGCUGGUUUUCUUCAAUGAAGGUGAUUUGUAUAGAGAAGAAGAAGGAGGAGGAGGAGGAGGAGGAGGAAGAUGAAAAGAACCAUGCAUUUCUCGGAGGUGUGAGAUUAGUCACAGCGUGAGACAGCCUGGCUUUUGCACUCCGUCAAUGUGUGUGCGAGUUUGUGUUCGAAGGCACGUGUUUUGGAAGUAGAUGUGAUGUGCUGUCAAUGGGCAAGCUGUCUGCCAUUCAAACUCACUGGUGCUGGAUGAAAACAGAGUACGACAGCUUUGAACCAGGUAGAAAGGACCUCCUAAAAUAUCCACUCCUCUUUCUUUUUCUUUCAGUUUUCAGUCAAAAGCCGACAAACCUUUUUCCAGCAGCCACAAACUCAUUCAGAGAGGAUAUUCUCAGACAUGGCAGCUUAAUAAAAGCAUUUACCUCCCAUCAAAGAGGGAAGACACCAGAACAUGGGGUGACCUUGAAGUAGUGACACAGCACUCACAGCAGAGCUUAUUUACAGUCAGUUCCUCUCGUCCCUCAGGGUUUAAAUGGACAUGUGCAGCAUGUUUCUUUUGCUCUGAACAACAUAUUCUUCUCUCAAAAGUAAGACUCUUCACCGAUGUUUUCUCUCUAAGAGGAUUUACAUACACAUGCCUUACAUUUCCAUCAGUUAUUGCCAAAAAAGGCCUCUAUACAGCAGAGGUUUGGCUCAGCUUUGUUCCUCGUCAUGCCUCUUUGGUUCUUAAAUAGUCUUCCAGUUUUGUGCAGAGGUUCACAAUCCCAAAAGGAUUUAUAAAUAACCGUGUUGACCCUCUUACUCCUCAUCCCGCGCCACCAUCAUCAGGUCAUGAUUGUUACUUCUUGUACUUUUGGUAUGUAAGCCAGAACUCAUGACAUUCCUCUGGCCUUGACUGUUUUCUCUGUUGAAGGCAUACUGAGCUGUAACUCUGUGCUAGUGGUAAACAUAACACGCUAUAUAACCAACAUGUUAGCAUGAUAUUUGAAGUAGGAGAGGCUGCUGGCUUUUGCAUUAAGUAGCUGCUUGUAUGGUAAUAAACUAGAAUAGAGGUGGUCUAUCUUUUUUUAGAGAUACUUAAUGGUGGAAUCUAUACAUAUUUUGACAGUGAAAAACACAAUGUUAUACUGCUCAAGAAGGCUAAUAGCAGUAUCCUUGGGCCUUCCUCUAAAACAGGGGUGUCAAUCUCAACUACAGAAAGGGCCAUAAUCUGGAUUUAGGUCUAACCUGAGGGCCAAACAGGGUCAUCAUUUCACCAAAACUGUCAACCUCCUUUUAGAAAAAUAUGUAACAAAAAUGAUUAUAAAUCAUUUGGAAAUUUAAAAUAAAAAGAAAAGUUUAAAGGCAAUCUGAGAUAGAUUUUUUAAUUUUUUAUUCUAUUGUUAUUUAUUAGUUAAAAAGAUCAGAGCAUGAUAUUAAAAAUAGAAAAACAAUGCAUGUAAAGAGCAAAUACAUGAGAAGAACGUUGAAAUCAGGUUUUAAAAGGUCAAAAUAUGACUUAAAAUUUAAAAUUGGAAUCUAAAGUAUAAAAAUGACAAGUUUGAAUACUGAGUUGAACAAAAUCAAAGCAUGAAAUAAAACACCAAAUAUUUUUUCCCACAUUCUUGACUAUUUAUCAAAUCUUCCUUACUCUUUAAUUUCCCAGAUUUUUGGUGGCUUAUUAAGGACAUUUUAAAUAAUGGUGCUUAAGUUUACAUUAUUAUACUGGAGGACAUCUGCAGACUUCAUACUGGUGGGCCAAUAAUAAUACAAAUAUGAUAUGAUCUUGUGGGCAACAUAUAAUUGUUCCACAGGCCAGAUUUGGCCCCCGGGCCUUGAGUUUAACACCUGUGCUCUAAAACUACAAUUCCAGUUCCAAAUGAUGGGAUGCUGUGUUAAAGUGUAAAAUGUGUAAAAAGCAAGUAUGACUGUUUGCAAAUCAUUUCAGGCCUGUAUUCAAUUAAAAUAGUGCAAAAAAUAUUGAAACAAGAAUAUUUUAUUGUUGAUGCUUUUUUGAAAUAUUCCAAAAAGUUUGGACACGGACAACAAAACACUGAACAAGUUAUGUAAUGUUAAGAGAGGGGAUAAAAAAGCCUAAUUUACAACAAGUCAGCCACAUGACUGGGUAUAAAAAGGGCAUUACAGAGAGGCUGAGUCUCUCAGAAGUAAAGAUAGGAAGACUCUCACCACUGUGAGGGAUUGUUUGAGAAAAUCAGCAGUUUGCCUCAGUCCAGAAGUAGUUUGAGAACAAUGUUACUAAGUGUUAAAGUGCAGAAAAUUGGGUUAUGUCAUCAGCUACUGAACAAAAUUUCAUUAAAAGAUUAAGGGACUCUGGGGAAAUCACUGAACAAAUAAAACAAAGCCAAAAGUCAGAACUGGAUGGCCAUAUAGUAUUCAGACCCUCAGAUUGUACUGCAUUAAUAAUAAUGAAGCAUGACUCUGCAGUGGGAAUUAUUGCAUAGGCUAAAAAGCACUUCCAAAGAGCUGAUCUUGUGUCAGUUUAAGAUGGACUGAGGCAAAAUGGAAAAGUGACUCUGGAUCAGAAGCUAUUAGAAAGGAGACCCUGAAGUAUUGGGUGACUAAAAUCAUGUAUCAAGCAAGAGUGGGACAAAUUUUCAAUAUCUCAAACAUAAUUUACUGAAGAUGUAAGAAUACUUUGUGACACUCUUUAUUGUGUUCAUUGAAGGUUAAUAUUGGGGUGUCUCUAUGCUCAUUGUGAAUAAACUAAAAAAAACCUAUAAUCUAGUUAAAAAUAAAGGACUGAAUAUUAAAGUUAAGAUUUCAAAGUUAACCAGGGUAGCACUCUCAUACCUCAUCCUGUCACCUGUGUUACAGCAUGCAUGUCAUUUCCUUUCAUCAAGUCCAACCACGCUUUGCCCUCCUCCAUCAUCCAACCUCACCCUGCUGCAUGAUGGGAUUGAUUGCCUCCUUGAUGUCUGGAUCAUGCCCUGGAACCAAAUAGUGUUUUGAAGGCUUGUUGCAUAACCGAAGACGCCCGGGUGCCGUGUGCAGAAUGAUAAAUCGAAAGUCAGGUUUCUUCGGGGUUUGCUCGGGGUGUUUGAAGACAGACCAAAGGAAGUGACGGCGUGUUCUCUCCUGAGGAAUGCUUAUCUCCGACUCUGAUGCGGAUGUUGUAUAAUACAGGAGAAUAUACACAGUUUAUCCAGGGGGGAAAUCCACUACGUCCUCAUUGUAUACUCUGUACGCAUUUUAUACACAGGAAAUUUUGAGCUGUAUAGAUACACAUUUCUUUAGGAGGGCUUUGUUUGUUGGGACUCAUGGAUGAACAAAACGUCAUUGACCUAUGAGCUAUAAAAAGACCAACUAAUGGGGGACAGACAGCAACCAGUUUCUCUGGCCCUUUUCUCCUUACUGGUUAAACUCCAAAAUUGCUCAAUUUAAGCAGUUAUUUGCCAGUUUAACCAAACUCAGCCUACAUAUCCCCAUUUUCUAGGUCGAAUUACUACUAAACCAUUAGGCUACGAGAUGCUACUUCUCAUUUGUUUAUAACCGGAUAGUAGAGUUUUACAGCAGUGCUGGUGCUUAUUGCGGGUGGCUCCACUACAGCUUAGACGUAACACACACUUUUCAGAUUUACUAUACUGAAAAUAUUAGUCAUUUGUUCAUCUGGCCAGUAAUCCUGCAGUGAAGGUGUGAUCCUGAUGUAAAAUUAGGCAGAAUAAACAGCACUCAUGGUCUCAUUAUACUUGAUGAGACUAUGAGUGCUUUCUUCAUUAGACCUGCCGCUGAGCUGUCACACUCGGAAGAUAAAUGGCAGAGAAAAACGACUAUCAGAUGAAGCCUUUUUGUAAUUUAAGGCGCAGAGAUUUUUGCCCGUGAGUUGGUGGGGUGGGUUUGUCUGGGAGAACAGCUGCUGGCAGCAGGUGUGGCAGCUGCGGCGAUAGUCAGAUAUCUGAAGGCUCCAGCCAUUUAAGCCAGGGGUUUAUCUUUGUCAUAACUUGGGCGACUGUGGGGCUUUCACAUGUUGCCCCUCAUGAAGGCCUUUUGCGUUGAAGUCUUUGCUGGUUAAAACACAUAAUCAUGAGUUUAAAAUUCUCAAAACAGAGCUCCACUAAUUUCUUCGUAAUUAUCCCUAAUCUUCUGGUACUUUGUGUCUCUUUAAGGGUUCUCCAUCAAGAUUAGAAAUGCCCGUCCCAGUCUAAGGUUUCUGUUUGCUGGGGGAAGCAGUUAGGACAGCGUCCCCGGUUCCACAGACGGGAUGAGCGGGGGAGCAGAGCAAGCCGACAUCCUAAGUGUGCUCUCCCUGGUCAAGGAACGAUGGAAAGUGGUAAGUGACACGUUGUUUGGUGACAAUAGGCGGUGUGUUUUUCCAGCUCCAUCACUGCCAGUCCCUCAGCUCAGCCUCUGUAAGACAAACAACACCUCUUUGUUGACUAAACUACUCUUUUUCAGCCUCUGGAUCUCUCUGCUUCCAUCUUAAGUAUCUUACCUGUGCUUUGGACAGUUUGGGGUCAUGUCCUGCUGUCCAGGUAGGCCUGCUGCAGUGUGUGACAUCUAAAUAUAGCCCAUGUAGCUAUUUGCGUCAGUGCAGUGUUCUUUAGGUGGCAGCAGCAGUGUUUCUUCCGAGGCCCAUGUCUCUUUCUCUCUCUCUCUCUGUGCUGUGCCAGCCAGGGUGCCAUGUGAGCCUGUUAUUCCUCACUGGCAGCACUGGCACCACUUCCUGUCUUCUAAGGAGUGGAGUUACAUAACCGUGCUGCAGCUAAUCCUACGACUUUAGCUCUGAGUGCGACACAAGACUGUGUGAGAGUGAGUGAGUGGAGGACAGUGAAGGACACGUGGGGAACGUAAAGCUCUGCGAGCGCUAAGAAUGAGAAGGUACAAGCGUGGGCGGCUGUUUGAAUGAAGGAAAAGCAGAGGAGAGCAAAGUGAAAUCUUCAACAUACCUUUCACUGAGUGUUUUUAUGAAGAAGAUGUGCUCACACUUUUGCUUUAUCUGUGUUAACACAAGAAUAUACUUGCAUUUUUUAGUGUAUUGAUUAGUCUUCAAGUGAGCUGUCAAACUAAAGUGAAAUAAAAACUUUAAGCAUCUGAAAUGUAAAGACUUCAUCUUUUUCUGUUCUUUUAUUUUGUUUGAAUAAACACUAGGAAUGUCAUUUGAUCAUUUUGGUGUAAUCUUUUCUCCGUUUUUAAAAGAUCUAAUCAUUUUUCAUCUUGCUAGAAAAUAAUAUUUAGUUUGAUCUUUAUUGAAAAAAUAUGUAGUUGCACCCCUGCUGUUUGGUAACUAAAGAUAAGUGCUGCAACACUCAUUUAAAGCUCUUAGACGAUGAGAAUCAGGGUUGUUAUACUGAUAUAAAUCACCAGUUUGAAUAAGAUGCAGUCUGUUUUUAGGAUCCACCAGCUGGGAAAAGGUUUAAAUUCAGUGACAAUGCCUAACAACGUCCACAAUGUGUAGUUUAUGUGCAACCGUGAAGUUCUUUCUGGUUCUUUUCAUUUUCACCUUGGCGUCUGCUAGUGUGGUCUUUGAGUCCAGCCUAUUGUAUCUUUGAUCGCGAGGUACCAACCUACAGUCGGUGACCACUACUUCCACCGGUCUUAAACUGAGGAGUCAGAUCAGUAUAUAGGAUGCAGCCCAGAGUUAGAUAAAAAAAUACAUAUAGAACUAGGGGCGUCCAAAUACAACUUUUUGACUUUGACCGGUACCGAUAUUCACACAAAAUUGUGCUUGACAAGUUUUUCACUCAGCUGCAAUGUAUUUUUCAGACUUAAACAAAAAAUACCACCACAAGGCCAACAUCACUCUUACUCCUUGCAACUUUGUUAGUACCUUAGUACACUCUGUUGUUGUGAUUUUGUGGGCUCAGUUUGCUGGAUCCGGGCGCUGCUAGAUAGAGGUGCAGGAGCGGAGUCUGGAAUGGACUGCUUGUAUCGGAGUGCUGAUAUCAGAGAUUUUAGAAGCAGGCCGAUAUAAUCUGAUAUUCAUUUUUUUUGCUGAUAUCAGACCGAUACCCGAUAUGAAUACCAUAACAGGACAGUCCUAUAUAGAAGUCUGUAUUAUGUUAAGAAUUUAAAGAAAUCUGUUUAAGUAUGGCAGGACGCCUGUGUCAGAAAUGAAGGACAAUCAUCGUGAAUGUUGUACUUCGCUUUGCUGUGAAUUCUCAUUUAAUACGUCAACCUUUCCCUCUAGGUAAAGAAGAUCGGGGGUGGUGGAUUUGGGGAGAUCUACGAGGCGGUGGACCUGCUGACGCGGGUCAGUGUUGCGCUGAAGGUGGAGUCCGCCCAGCAGCCCAAACAGGUGCUCAAGAUGGAGGUGGCUGUGCUCAAAAAGCUCCAGGGUGAGUCCAAAUGGAUUCAGUGGGUUUGGUUACAUUUGUGGAGACGAUCAUCGAUCUUCCUUGACACUGUGACCUACUGAGUCUCCCUGAGUGGAGGGGAGAGAAAUUCUUCUGAGAAGUGAAAUGUUUUCUGCAAAUAAUUUGUCCUGCAAUGAAAAAAAAAUAAAAAAAGAAGCAGACAAAUCAGGAAAAGGUCAAGUAAGGAGAAAAUGCAGGGAUGACCUUUUGUGCAUUGACAGCAGCUAUAAUACUCUCUGCCUCUGUGACCAGAUAUAGAUCAUCUGACUCAUCAGACUCAUCUGGAAACACAUUUUAGACUUCAGCUCAGUUUAAAAAAAACGCAAUCAUUUGGACAAAUUAUUCUGCAGCUAACAUUGAGGUUAUAAACCUGCGAGAUUGAGUUAAAAGCUUGGGCUGACUGUGACAGAACAUAAGCACAAGAGGAAGUGCAUGUUUGUGUUCCCGGACGCUCCCAACAUCGCACAGCCGAGCAGAGUCACAUGAAGGGGGGGCAGGGGGUUGUAUAGUUUCUCUCCUUUCUGUCUCCUUUUUUGUUUCUUUUUAACUAAAUCUUUCCCCCUCCCCUUUUCCUUCCUUUCCUUGAACCUUUUUCUUUGGUCCUUUUUCUCCUCCCCCUCCCGAGUGGAAAAUCAAUGGGCUGGGAUCAUGUUUACUGUCUAAUGGCCGCGGCCUGAGGCAUCAUGGGUUUGUUGCUUCCUCAGGGAAUCAGCAUGUAACUUUAGACAGGCUGAACUCCAGUCCUCCAAACAUUGCUGACUGGUCCAGCUGUAAAGAGUCAACAUCGACCUCCAGCGCUCAGAGAGGACUAAUGGUUCCUAUCCAGCUAAUAAUAACUACUCUGACAUGGAAGCAGAUUAGACGCAGUAUUAAUACGGUCCUCUAACUUUAGUAUGGAAAGGUUUUGAACACUGAGCUUUUGUAAGAGACAGCUUGUGUUUGAUGUGGGAAUGAGGAGGAAAGAUGUCCCACUCAGAUGCACAAUCAUGAGGCAUUUACACUCAUGUGGACCAAAUGUUGUGUACUCAAUCGCACAUAAAUCAGCUGGAUAGUUACACAAGGAGGCUUGUUGUGUUGAACUGAGUGGGUGAGCAGCAUAAUAAUGACUCUAAAUUCAUCAUGACUCAUGCCUCUUACGAUCACAUGAUGCAGCUGAUGUCAGGUGACCGUGAAGAGACCUCUGCGUCUUAAUAAACACUUUUAUCUCUCUUCUCUUCACAGGUAAAGACCACGUGUGUCGGUUUGUGGGAUGCGGCCGCAAUGACAGAUUUAACUACGUGGUGAUGGAGCUUCAGGUUGGUCUAUAAGGACGUCAUGCCUCUGACUUUGCAUGUUUUUAUCAUAGACUGUAUGUAGAAUGGACAGCGUCUGCCUCCUCGCUGGGUGAAGCCACCCUGAGAACAGCACCCUCUGGUGACGGGCUGCAGUAUAGGUCAUAAAUCCCACCUCCACCAGCCAUCCUUAUGGAGCUGUGGACAAACUUUAGAAAUUUAAUACACAGAAUAUACAAUUUUUCUCCCCCCUGCUUGAGAUGUUGACAUGUAAUUAUUGUAAGACUGGUUUGUGCUCAAGUCCUCUUUUUUCUGUACAGCUCCGUUUUUAAAAGUUAUUAGGGGGUUCAUGUUUUCUAUGAUUGACACUUGAUACAGCCUAUGGGCGUUCAGGGAUUGAGUAGCUCACCCGAGAGAUAAGCUGUUUGAGCCAUGCGUCAUCAUAGUGACUCUUUGCGACUCUCCUGCUGAAUGUGUACAACACUACUGCGCAAUGUUGGUUUCAGGAAAUGGAGAAAAAAUACUCGCGGAAGGCAGAACCAAGCUGUCCAUAGUAUAUACAGCCUAUGGUUUUUAUGUUAGUCACAAGAAACUGAGCCAUGUAUACACGAUAUUCAAGCAUUUAUUAAAGUAAACAUGCUCGCUGUAGGAAGGCUAGAAAUAAGUCGGUACAAAGUUAAGUAUGUUUUUUGUCUUAAUGCAAAGUUGUAUUUUUUUCUACGUAUUUAAGCUAAAUGUCAGGGCAUCAGCAAAAACACCAGAUCUUGUCCUUCAGGGAACACAAAGAGCUUUGCCAAAUUUUAAGAAAAUCCGUCUGAUAGUUGUGGAGUUAGCUGUAAACAAAAAGGUGGAAAAUCUCUCAAAUCAUUAGGAUUCAUCCUCUGGGGGUCACGACUGUCUGCUUUGAAGUUAAUGUGCUGGACAGACUGACUGACUCUCUCAUCCUCUGUUGCUAGCAUGGCCAAACACCUCCGGCUUAAAGCCACGGUGCUCUCCAUGAGGAAAUUGAAGCAGCUCCACAGCAGACUUUUCAUCUUCUUUGUAGCCCGCUGUGAUCCACAGAGGCAUUAAAUUACUUUCAUUUCCAGCGUUCAGCACACAUCCUGUAGCGUAGUAUCAAAGCCGUGAUCGCAAAUUAGUCAGGAAUAUUCUGUGAAAUUGUUGACAGAUGAGGUUUGGGUGUUUUUUGAAGUGGUCUGGUUGUGAUUUUAACAACCAGCUCCACAGGAAUGUCGCAUUUUUGUGCACUUCCCCGACCACAGAGUGUCAAAUUAUAUGUUCAAGCAGCUGGAUUGAGUUUUUUCUGAGACUGCUGUUGGUCAGACUUAAAUCACUGAUGCCGCUUUUAGUUAAAACCUACACAGAUUUGUUUUUUUUUAUCUUUUGCUACAUGUUUAGUAACAGACCGAGGUCCUGCUGGGAUUUCGGAGACAGGAUUUUGUCACAGUUGAGUUAACCUAUCCGUUUUUUUUUUUACAAACUUAUUAUUCCUGUCAUCUCUCAGGGUCGAAACCUGGCUGACCUGAGGAGGAGUAUGACACGGGGAACCUUCAGCAUCAGCACCACACUACGUCUGGGGCGCCAGAUCCUGGAGGCUAUAGAGAGCAUCCACUCCGUCGGCUUCCUGCAUCGUGACAUCAAACCAGUGCGUCACAGCUAGAAAUAAAUGCAGAGAAAGCCUUUCAGCUUGGUUCUUUUUCAUUACCCAGCACAGCUCCCUCUAUGUAUUAUAGUCACAUGGGAGUAUUUUUGUUUCUAUUGUCUGGGUAGUUUAGUGAUGUGUCUAUCUUUUUUUUUCCAGCUGCAAAUAUUGUUGCUGAUUCACUGGUACUGAUACUGGAAAAAAAUGUUUAUCUUGUGUUCUGCCAAAUGCUCUCAUUUAUAUCCCCCUGAGCAAAUUUAAACAUGAAAUUCAAUUGUUAUGAAGUUUGAUGUAAAUAAUUUUAUGAUUUUGUGUUUUCCCGCUUUAGUCAAAUUUCGCAAUGGGCCGCUUCCCAAGUACAUGUCGAACCUGUUACAUGCUGGACUUCGGUUUAGCUCGCCAGUUCACCAACUCUUGCCAGGAGGUUAGACCUGUAAGUAUUCCUCCUUUUUUUGAGUAUAAGUUGAUCUUCUGGUGAUUUUCUUUUUUACGUCUUCAAAACUUGGUUUUACAGCCCUAAACUCUGAUUUAAAAUUUUUCUUUUUUUUCUGAUUUUCUGUUUUCCAACUUUAAGCUACCUGCCUCUCAAAACCCAACUGAGACAGACUUAUUAUUGCUUUAACAUGGGGCUGGGCGAUGAAACGAUAACGAAAUAUAUCAAAAAUUAAUUUCCCUCAAUAUCAAAAUAAAACAUGGUCAAUAUAAUAUCCAUAUAAAACAUUGUGCUUUUCGAUAGUCGCCAUUCUGCCAUGUUCUGGUAGACUAUACGAAUAGCCGGUGAGAAGGGAAGUUGCUCCGGGUCCACUUCGAGCAGAACCAAUCAUGUGCUGAAUUAGAACCAAGUAGCAAACAAUUGUGUAGUAGCAGACUGCAGCUACACACAAUCAUACACUGAGAAAACUGAUACAAGUGAAGUCGACAGCACUGUUAGUGAGACAAAAAGAAAAUGAGUGCUACCCCUGGCAGAAAUGCAGAUGAAGGCUCAACAGAUGACGACAUCAUCGACAACACUGGCACGAAAAAGUUGGUGGUGUGGAUAUUUCGUUUUUUUGAGGUUGGACAUGGAGUACAGUAAAGUGCACUGCAAAUUAUGUUGAGUACAUGUUCUCGUAAAGUCUGGGUAUACCCCAAAUCUUUUUCACCACCUGAAGCAGUGCCAUGUGGCAGAGCACGUGCAAGGCAAAAGGUUACAAACCCGAGCGAAGCAAGGAGCUCAUGGCGCCUGUGCAGCCGAAACAGAAACAGUUUAUUUUCUGUUCCCAUAUUUUUUCCCAUAUUGCCCAGCCCUACUUUAACAUGACAUCUAAUCUUCUUCCAAAUGUCUUAACCUCUGGCGUUUUCCUUUUUUGCUUGUCAGCCCCGUCCAGUGGCAGGGUUCAGGGGAACAGUCCGUUACGCAUCUGUCAAUGCACACAAGAAUAAGGUCAGUCUCCAUCUGCCCUGUGCCUCAGCCUUUCUUCCUUUUAAGUGUUUGAUCAUUUAUUAAUUUAGAUAAAAGUUAACCAAACCUCUCUGUGAUCCUGCAGGAGAUGGGUCGCCAUGACGACCUGUGGUCUCUCUUCUACAUGCUGGUGGAGUUUCUCGUCGGUCAGCUGCCAUGGAGGAAGAUCAAGGACAAAGUCAGUCAUGUUCCUUGUCAACUGUAAUAACUCUGCCCUGAUGGAAGUGUGGGAUGAGAUCUGACAGAUGUGUGUGUGUUUGUACAUCCUCUUCUCAGGAACAUGUGGGGAAGCUGAAGGAGACUUAUGACCAUCAUCUGAUGCUCAAACACCUGCCGGCAGAAUUUGGGGUUUUCUUGGACCACAUCUCCAACCUGGACUACUUUACGAAGCCAGACUAUCAGGUGACACAGGCGUCUCAUUUGGAGAAUCUUGAACGAUCUGCUCAUAAGUAUUCUGUCCUUGAGCCCAUUUUCUGUAGGAUCUCAGAAUAAAACUAACAUCCUGGUAAAUUUGUGUUGCAGCUUCUGAUGUCAGUGUUUGAUAACAGCAUGAAAACCUACAAUGUCGUCGAAAAUGACCCUUAUGACUGGGAGCGGACCGGCACAGAUGGCACCUUGACAAUCAGUGCUUCUGCAACGACACCACAACAUCACACUCGCCUCACUCCAGCACACAUGGGGUACGGUUUCAUGACGAUAAUUCAUUUCAGAAAAUGAACCGUAGCUUCAAAAAGUAAAUUUUUCUUUUACCUUUUGUUGCGAACAGUAUGGCGAAUGCUUCCCUGAUCCCUGGCGACCUCAUGAGAGAAAACACAGACGAGGUUCUGCAAGACGAGCAGCUCAGCGAUGUGGAAAACAACCCUGCUCCAGAGCGCCUGCCGGGCUCUCCUCUGCACCCACACCGCAACCAGGAGGCUGACGUCUGGGAGGAGCUGGAUCGCAAUAGAAACCGCAUCAGGACUGCAGUGUGGAAGGCGAGUGUUUGCCUUAUGUCAUAUAUCUUUAGGUUAUCAUUCACUCGUCACUAACAAAACAAACUGGUUUCUGCAGGCGGGCACAGAGGAGGAACACAGCAACAACCUAGGCAACCAAGGACACCAGAGCCCCUACGCAGGGCCAAGCUUAGGUUCCCCGGUCAAACACUCUGAGGGAGGGGCUGCAGACCGUGAUGGCCCUCUGCUGAGGAAGCUGCGUAACAUUCACAGUUUUGAGCUGGAGAGGAGGCUCGGCCUGGAGUCCAAACCGAGCCCAGAGCGUUUCCUAGAGGCCAGGUAUGUUGAAGAAAGCUCAGAUAAGUUGAUUUGUAAUCUUUGUCAGAAAGGAGUGGAGCUUUGUUCGAAUCCGUUCUGUGUCUCCUCAGCCCAGCAAAGCAGCAGCUCGGCACCCAGCACCAGGAGAGAGAGGCUGGCGGGGCUGCGAUCAUCCCGGUAACUCAGGGUCAGACUGUGCCGACCGGGGAGCGUCCUGAUAGGGUCUGGCACUAUGAUGAGGAGUUCCGGUCUGGUGGUGCUUCUCCUAAGCCAGCGUCCUCUGGAUCUCUGGAGCAGGGGGAGGGGGCGGUCGACAGCGGGGGCUUUGUGGCCCUCAAUCUGAGCUCUGGGAGGCAGGACAUUGACUCAAAGGAAUGGGUCAUGGUGGAGCGGCCUACUGGCUCCCCAGGAGCUAAAGUUACGUCCAGCCCCUCAGAGGAAGAUGACGAGCCGGAGGUGCUUCAACCAGGGGAACAGUCUCCUGGGUGGGACAAGGGCAGCCCAAGCCCUGGUUCUGGUAAAGUUAAACAAGAAAGCAUGGUUUCCUCCAAAGGAAGCGCUAAGGUGGACAAGUUGGAGCUUAGUGUGGGUCCUGCUGGGGCUCUGCCCCCCAUCACUCCCACCAGCCCAGCCGAGGCUCUGGCUGAGGGAGUUCUCACCCAGGUAACCUCUUUUUACUUUGCAGGUCAUCUUACAACAUUACAUACAUGAUACUGACUGUAGUCAGCGUUUUUACUGAGUUAAAAAGCUGCACAGAGUUAUAGCUAUUGAAGCUCAAUGCUAAUAUAAAACAGUCAGAUUUUCACCAGCUGCAUCUUGUUGUAGUGUGAAGCUAAGUGUUCCUGCUCUGUGUUUUCACGCUUCUUCGCUUGUGUUAGAAAAACUAUAUCUGUGUCACACAACUGCAGAGUUGGUUAUCAGAUCACAGCAUGGGGGGGAGAGGAGAGCUUAUGGCUUUGAAAUGCACUUUGAUUUGCAAAAUAAUUCAUGCAUAAUUUGAUCAUAUUUGCAGUCAUUUCAAAUGUGUUUGAUUUGUUUUAUUUACCUCACAAGCUCAGUUAUUUUAUUAAAAACUCUUUGGUUUGCUUGUUAGAUAACUUUAUUUUUGCUUAUUUUAUAAAUCCACCAAAUUGACUUUAGAAAUCCUUUGAGAUCACUAUGAUUGUCGUAGAGCGAGAUAAAAAGGAAUAACUGUUUCCCCACUUUCUCUACAACCAGAACAACUGCCUCCAAGUUGAAAAUGUACGCUGCAUUCCCAAAAUCAACCCAUCUUGCCUCUUCCUGUCUUACUUAUCUGUAGUGGAUGACCCUCUAAUCUUGAUAACCCCCCUGAUACCUGUUCGAAAACAACUCGUCGCCUUACUCCCUCCCUACAGUGCUUCUUAGUUUACCUUCCUCACAGUACUUCCACCAUUCCUCCUCCAUCUCCUCACUCCCUCGCCGAUUUCACAACCCCUCCUUUCUUCACCUCCCACUUCUCUCCCUCCCGUCUCUUAGCUCCCCACCUCUCCUCCGUCCCUGCCUGAGGAGGUUGCAAUGCGGACAUCCAGCCCCAUUCCUCUGCGCUCUCCCAGCCCUCACACUCUCCUGACCACUCUGUCGGACCCGCUGCAUCUUCGUCAGCCGGGCUCAAUGAGGCGCAGCCAGUCCGCUGAUCAGCAACCGCAGGAGCGUCCCUCCUCUUCCUCUUCCUGCCACGCCUCCCUACCACUACCACCCAACCCCGCCCCCAGCACCCGUUCGCCGAGUCGCCGGAAACUGCCGGCCAUCCCGGCGGGUGCUGCGAACACCAAGUUUCCCUCCGUCAUACGCAUCACCCGCGCCCAGCUCCAGCAGGUGAUGAGCCUAUCUCGUCCCUUUAAACAAAAAAACCUCCAUUCAGCUUCCUCUGCAUCAGUAGUAACCCACCGACUGUCUGCGUUUUUAUUCAUCGCAUUACUUUGUUGUUUGUUUAAGUUGCUUAUUUUGUCUUCUUUGUUCAGUUGGCUUGCUCUUUUGUGUUGUCGUCAGGCAGCUCUCCCCAGAAAACCAUGAAGGGGGCAUUGUGCAGGGCCAGGCAGAGCAUGGGUCAGAUGUGUCCUUGUGUCUGGACAUGUGUUCUUGUGAUCUGAAUAGGGGGUGUGUGUUUGUCAGAUUGUGGCAUGUGUGUUUGGAAUGUCGAGUCAUGACUACAGGUUGCAUGGUCUCUUUUGUUUCAGAUCGUCUUUGUCCUCUCUAUCUUUCUCUUCCUCUCUCUCUCCCUGUAUUUGUUCCUCACCCUCUCUUCGCUGAAGCCCCCUGCGAAGUUGCGUGAACGUUUCCUGUCCUACUUGCUGGUUUAGUACUCACAGCUUGACUGACACUGCCAUAGCACUUGUGUGUUUCGGUCUGAUAAUGGUAGCUAUGGUAUUGCAUGCUGUUGCCAAACUAAUCACCAUUUAUUACCCCAUAUUAUGAAAUUCUUCUCUUUUCAUUCAUCUGCAUCAGGCUCUUGCUACAGAACUACAGCACAACUCGACAUGUUGUAGUCUAUCAGCAACAGGCCUUUUACUAUUAGCAUAUUUUUCCAAGUUUUAGUGUGGUUUAUCUCCUUCUAAUAUGUUUGUGUUUCUCUUCCCUCCCCGUGUCUCCACCUCCCCCCUCCCAUCCAGUUGACGGCUCAGCGUCCCUCUGGGCUGUCCUCCCAGUCAGGAUCAGACAGUGCCCCACAGUGCCUCCUGCUGGAGAGGCGAGGUGAGGCUGAAGCUGAGGCUCAGCACGUCCAGGAGCGCACAGCAGACAUCAGCUCCCCACAGGACAAUGUGCCCACUCACCCGGGGACGCCCACAGACCCCCUGGCUGAGGCGCUGGUUAAUGGGAACAACCAAGCCAAAGCUCAAAGCCCCGCUCCGAGUCGUGCGUCUUCCCCGCGCUCCCCUCGUUCCCCACGCUCGCCUACUGUCCGCUCGCCUUCCUCUCCGCACUCACCGCGCUCCCCUCGCAGCCCUGUGUUUGCCAACGGCCACCUCUCCCCUCCUGUGAUCGGCCAAAGAGAUUUAAGUAACGGGGCGUUCCCCAAGCUGAAAGACCCUGAGAACGAUCAUGGUCACACACCUCGCGCCACAGAGCUUCAGUCUAAGGACGAGGAGUGCAAAGAGGAGAAUCAGGUCCCAGAUCAGACAAGCGCUCCUGCCUCCUCCCCUGCUGCCCCCCGUAAGGACCCCAGCCGGAGGCAAAGCCGCAUCCCAGUCCUGGAGCCGUCCAGCCUCCUGGAACUCCCUCCUCCAGGGUCCGCUAAAGAGAAACUCCUGCAAAAGAAAGCGAACCACCAGGGUCCAGUACCCUCUCCCACCGCCUCACCCUCCCUCUCUGACAGGCGUGGCCCCAUGGUGGCCUCACUCGCCAGAGACCCGCUGUCCUCUAACUCUGAUCGCUCUCAGGAAGAGGACUCCCUCAUGGGCUCCCGCUCUGACCGCCAGGCUGAUGAAGCUCCCUCCCUCUCCUCCUCCUCCAGCCCUCUGUCUCGCAAGAGCCGGAUCCCUCGUCCCGUUCAUACGGCGUCUUCUGCUGAGCAGCUGGCUUCACAAUUCUUGCCCCGCCCGCCGCCUGGAAAGCCACCAAGCCGCUCCACAGUGGAAGGAAGGUAGUGUGUUGAAAUGCCUCUGAGAUUGAUGUUGAGAUUGUGAUUUAAUUUGUACAGAAAUUUUGCGACACACAAAGCUAAACAAACACAGAAACCAUUAGAAAAGUUUAGCAUAUUUAUUCUCUACAGUUUGAGCAGUGUCAGGCUAACUGUUUCCUCUUAUCACUCGUCAUUGCACUGAGCUACGCGCCGCUAAGCUUACUGCUGAUCUGUACUGACAACCUGCCGACCCAGGACAGCAGAGGGAUACUGAUUUUCUAACCUGACCCAGGGAAAAUGUGACAUUAAAUUUAACCUCCUUUGUUUUCUGAAUCCACCCAGGCUCAGACGUUACCGCAUUCGAGCUGGCAGCACCAGCGACUCAGACCUCUUGACAUGCCUUGCUCAGCUGAUGCACAACUCCCGAGGCUCCCCCCUCCACCAUCGCUCUUCAGCCCAGCACGGAGGCUCCAGGAUGGGCAUUUGCAGCCUGACCAGCUCUCCGCAUCACCACCGCAGCUCCAGCGCCAGCCCGCGCAGCUCCUCCUCCCUGCAGCGUUCUGUCAGCUCCUCGCCCUCUCGUCACGAACACCGUGGCGGCGGGGGAGUGGGUUGCUUGGGCCGUAGCCGUUCCCCUCCCAGCUUCUCCGGCUCGCCGCCUCCACGCCGCUUCUACCCUCAUCACCAGGAUACCUGCUGCAGUCGCCAGGCCCGCACGAGCCCCUUCCACCUGUCGAGGGGAAAGGGAUGUAGCCGAGAGGGCAAGUGCUCCAGCAAGUUGAGCAGAUAGUCACUCGGAAAGUUGUGCUGCCAGAAGGGAAGACUCCAAGUAUGAUGGAGUAGGAUACAGUUAGGAUUCAAACCUGAGUCUUCCUGAGCAAUCAGACAAAAUCUUGUGUCCCUUUUUCCACUGUCAGUUUGGUCUAACACUUAUCUCCCUCCGCUGGCACAUGGUCAGUUACUAAUGUGCCAAGAUUCAAAGGAUACUCCAGCUACUUAGUAGCAGCACCUGCAUGAAACUGUUCAGAUUUUAAGAGAUGCAUUCUACCAGAAAUGGUCGAAAACAUAGACUGUAUAUACUAUGGACAACUUGGUUCCGCCUUCCUCUAGUCUACAGAUUUAAAGCCGGAAAGCUCUCAGUAAUUCUGCGUUUUUUCUCCAAUUCCUGAAACCAACAUUCAAAGUAGCAUUGUGCACAUUCAGCAGGAGAGUCGCCGAGAGUCACUGUGAUGGCACUCGGCUCAAACAGCGUAUCCCCCUGGUGAGCUACGCAAUCUUCGUACGCCCAUAGGCUGUAUCGAGUGUCAAUCAUAGAAAACAUGAACCCCCUAAUAACUUUUAAAAAUGGAGCUGUACAGAAAAAAAAGGACCUGAACACAAACCAGUCUUACAAUAACUACAUGUCAACAUCACAAGCAGGGGGGAGAAAAAUUGUAUAUUCUGUGUAAUAAAUUUCUAAAGUUUGUCCACAGCUCCAUAAGCUUUGCUGGCGGAGGCAGGAUUUAUGACCUAUACUGCAGCUCGUCACCAGAGGGUGCUGUUCUCACGGUGGCUUCACCCAGUGAGGAGGCAGACUCUGUCCAUUCUAUAUACAGUCUAUGGUCAAAAAGUGUGUAGCAAAAGUGGAAAAAUCCUGACUUUUAAACUGAUUCUAACUUCAUAAUGCCACGAAAUAACAUGAAGCCUAAUUCUCUUCAACCCUCCCCCUUUUUUGUUCAGACUGAAAAUCACCCGCGAUGAGUUUGAAAUCUUGAGCCAAACAGUGAAAUAAGACAACAUGUGUACAACUGAUGGAAUUCCCCCUGAUUUUAAAAUGAUCAGAUGAGCAAAGGAGACGUAUCAAGAACUUUUAUUUAAUGUGAUUAUGUUGUAGAUGAAAGUAACAAGCUGCAACAUUCAAUAGAUUUGGCCGAUACCAGACCGUGACUAAUCAGUUGUUUUUGGGGCCCGUGGGCGCAUGAAUAAAUGAGUUAAUUCAUCAUCAUAUAUCUUGAAAAACAAAAUAACCUCCCUAUUUAUCCCCUUUAUGAAUGCACUUGGAAUAAACUGAAGAAAUGGCAGUAAAGCUGAACACAACUAACUAAGUAUUUGGCCUGAGGUUGACUCAGUUUUCUUCCUGUAUUUGGAGACAGCAGGCAGGGUAUUCUCUUUAAUUUAUGCUGUAUGUGAAUGCAUUAAGCCAGAAUCUGUGUACAGUUGUAUUUAUUGAAAUAUUUAUUUUAAUGCUUAGCGACGCUUAACUCCGACCCUCCUCCGUGUGAUAGUGGAUGUACGGUUUUGUGUCACUCGCACUAGUUUGAAACAUUUAAUCAGAGGCAUCACCCCAAAGUGAACCUUUUGUACAAUCAAUCGUGUAAAGCGCGCGAGGACACACACCUUUUUGUGCCUACUGUGUUGCUAAGAAGGGAUCAAAAUGUCACGCUAAAUGAAGUUAGGAUUGUCAAGUGGUAGUCGUAGUCGUAGCGGUAGUAAGCUUAAAAAAAAAACACAAGGUGCAUUACUGAGGGGUAAUGUUCAGACACAGACGUUUGUCUCAGUGCGUGCCUUGGCACUUUGGGCAGCUCGAGGAUUCACUUUGUAAUUGUUGCAGGAGCCAAAAUGGGACUGGUGCCAGCGGUUAUAAGACAACCCUUUUGACUAAUAUUCUUUUAUGUAGAAACAGUAGCAACACAAAUGUUUGUAAAUCAAACACAAUUUGAGGAAAGUGUUUACCUGAGGACAGAAGCUAAUAUUUGUAAUGAAUAAGAAGUAAACAUUUCAAGACGUCGAGGACCAGCGUGUGAGAUCUGGAUGGAUCUUGGUUUUACUUUGUAAGCAGUGUAGUCAUGCAUCUAAAGAGCUCAUUACCUAAACUCAUGGAGUAGGAGUAUCUGCAGAGGUGUCCUUCAGUCUCAUCCAGCAGUCAGUGUUUCCGGUCAGGAGGGUUAGUGGAGCUGCUGCCGGUUCGUUUUCUGAUCCGUUAAAAGUUUUCGGCCAAGAGCAAAGACAUCUGGAAAGCUUGAAGACUCCAAAAUGAGGCAACUGGACUGUGUACAGUUGAGAAGACGUUUCGCUUCUUAUCCAAGAAGCUUUUUUAAAAGAACUUUAAGAUCUGAAGAAGCUUCUCGGAUAAGAGGUGAAACGUCUUCUCAACUCUACACAGUCCAGUUGCCUGAUUUUGGAGUCUUCAAGAAAACCAUGACCUGGAUGAAUGAGAAUCUACAUGGACACAUCUGGAAUUGAAAUCAUAAAAACAAUAAAAAGUCAGUGUCUCCAUUGCUCUUCGGUGGAGCUGCCAAAUACUUUUGCUCCCAUUAUUAAAAAGCCUGAAUAUGGUUUAAUGACGACAAUGUUAAAAAUGGCCGAGUGUUUCUGUCAUUUUUUCGAAUAGUUAAUCCAACAAUUAGGCGAGAGAGCAGGUCAGAGUAGCCAGUUUUAUUUUAAUUUUUCUGCCUUUGUAAUUACACCAGUUUUAGAAUAGUAACACCAGUUCUUUUAUACACAUUAUGAUCUGUUGUCUGUUGCAUAGUUGUCUGAGCCAUGUUCAAAAUUAUCUUUAUUGAUAUCAGUUGCUAAUGGUAGAGGUUUCAAAACAGGAGUAAUUUAUGUUAAAACACCAAACACUUGUAAGCAUUGAAAUGGACUUGACAUGGGGAAACCCUUUAUGAGCCUGAUAUAUGGUUGGUAGUUAUUAACGCCAUUUGCGUGAACAGAUGUGACGCUAGCAUGCUGGCGAAUUUAAUACUGGGUCUAAGACUGACUAUAAUAUAUAUUGAAAUAACAUUAUAACCAAGAUAUACAGCGGUUUUUAAAUCUUGGCAAUUGGGGAAAUAUAAUUGUGCAUUUCUUUGGCGAUUGAACAGCUAUCUUGCAGAAUUAUUUGACAUUUUGUGGAGAUUUGUUUUUUUCUCCUCCUUGAAGGAGGAAGGUGAAGGAAGUAAAUUGUAAUGAGCAAUCUUACCACCAGAUGCCACCAAAUCCCACACACUGGUCCUUCAACUGUCCUGUACAUAUACAUUGACUUAGUAUACCAGGUCACUGUUGGAGUGAAAAUAUCAAAUGUGAAUUCCAGACCUCAAAGAACAUUAUGGUUAAUGUCAUUGCUAAUGGAGGCCAUAUGUACAUAUAUGUUUCUCUCACUAAAAUUAUUUUUCCUGCUUCCAUGUGCAAGAAUGUGCCCUUGUUUCUGUUAUUUAAUGAUAUACACUGUUUUUUUUCCCACAAAACAAAGGAUUCAGAGUUAGUUUGUUUAAGUUAAAGUAGGAUUUCUCACUAAAAAAUACGACUCACUCCCCUCCUCUUCCUCUGCUUGUAAGAUACUGUAAAAUAUCUCCAGCUUCCUCCCCGGCGCUUCUCUCUGCAUGCUCGACACAGGAAACUCCGAAAAUCAAAAACAUCUAGGAAGUAAAUAGAGACAUAACACUUCCCAUCAAUAUCUCGUGGAAAGUUCAACCCAGUUGUGACUUCAUUAUCUGCUGGACAAGCAAUUUUGAUAUGUGUAUGACAAGUUUCUGCACUGACUGGGGAUGAUUGUGUUGCUGAGAUGAGAGAGACUGUGUUUUUUAACAAUGCAACUAGCUGAGAUGCUGCACAAAGUAAAUAACCAGAGAUACUAAAAAGUUUGCUGCAUUUCAAGCACUUGCAUCAUAUGAGACAACUCAAGUCGAGAAGUGAAUUGCAGUCAUAGCUUGUAUGAGACAUAAUAAAUAAAUUGCAUUGCCAAAUAUUUUGAUAAAUUUUGCAUUAUGUAGUUUAACUUGAGAUAUGAGACAUUUGGAGGUGUAUAGAUGUUGAAUGGGUGCAUUGCUUUGAAAAUAUAUACGUGUAUUGUGUUUGUUCGAGUCAUGCAGAUCUUGCAGAUACCUACGCUAGCCUCUUGGAGCAGCUAUGAUGACUCAUCCUGAAGGCAGACAGUGUUCAGUCAGUCAGCCGCCUUAAUGUCUCUUCUCUGCCCCUCUGUGCGUAGCGAGGGAUGACUGAGCUUUGUCUGUGUAGGAGAUCAUUUUUCUCUGUUAGGCCGAGCUGAAGCAUGCAUUAUCGUGCCUCUCAGCAGGGCCGCAAAUAUCCCACAGAUAUCAGGUCUGCCGGUGGGAAAUCGAAGCUUGCAGUAUUCAACCUUUUUGUAACUGUGAAAGCUGUAUGCUCUGCAGCAGGAGUGUUUAUUACCUACAUUCUGCCAGCAAUGUAUCUUUGAAUUCUCCCACUUUCGAUGCUCUCUCUAUCAAGGCUCCCAGAUUUCAAGACAUUUCAGACCGCUGUUGUUGACCGCAGAGUUUUCUAAUAUAUCUGUAAGAUACUCAAAGUAAUUAUUUAAAUCGAUAAACAUUGUAAAACCAUAACAUAUAUGCUGACAAGUGUGAGUGAAGAGGACGAACAAACACUAAACUGUGCUGCUGGUUUUAGAGAGAUAAUCAGAUUUCCUCUCAUGUUUUAUUUUUGAUUAUUACACUUAAGUGGUGCGUAGCUGUAGUAAUAGUGAGAUCUUUCAGGGGAGAUUUUCUACGUUACUUUCAAGAGUGGCCUCUUCCUGGAGAUACUUAUCACAGCUUACCAGUAUCUACAUAGGCCAACUGAACAACUCCAGCUUUUCCAUUUUACUUUAAAAGCUGAGGUUAAAGCUAAUGAAACCUUUAGUGUGCACCGGUACACUUCUCAUGUCAUCAUAUCGGAUAACUUGUUUGUAGCCUUUAAGUACUUGACAGAAAUUAUUUAUUGUAACAUCGGCUUAUCCGCUCAUUCAUCAUUUUGACUUCAAUUGUUGAGAUUUUUUAAUGGUCGAUAUUUUUGUGUUGUAAGGUAUGUCAUGUUUUUGAAAUGUAACUGUACAGUCUCAAGGAAAGAAUGUAACAAAUGGGAGUUUUGCAUUGUAUAUAACUGUAAUUAUUUAUGUUUAUUCUAUCAUUUGUACCAUAACAAUGCCUUGUACAGUGUUUUUUUUUUCUUUUUUGGUUUAAAAUUAUUUUGUAUUUUAUUUUUAUAAACUGGUUAUAAAUAAAAUACUCAUUCCGCAUGCUGAUAAGAACUUGCAAAAGUUUCUGUUUUUUCUUUUAUGCGUUCCUGUCCCACAGUAAGACGGCCCUUGGUUUGAAUCCCAUGCAUGUAGGGGAGAGUGGGGUAAGUUGAGCCACCCCCUGUUGCUUGGAAAUGGUCAAAGAAAUUGAUCAUGUGACCAAAUAUUGAGGAGAUGGGUGUCAAUUCAUGGAGUCUGUGAAGGUUAGAAGAACGUGGGUGAAGGGGUUAGAAACAUUUAUCUCACCUGAUCCACUGCAGAGAGAGAGAUGAAGAAAGAGCUUCAAUAAACUGCAGCAAAAGAGGUCACUACAGCUGACUACAGUUGAUAAGAUGAAACUGAUCUCAGGCGUUUCACUUCCCUCUUACUCCAGUAACCAUGGCAACAGACAGGCAUCGCUGCUUAACCAUGACUACAGACAUGUUUCAGUGCUUAAAAAGAAGUCUUGUGCACCUCUGAUAAACCAUGAAAAAAUCAUAUAGAUUUAAGGUUUUUCAUUUUAUACACUUUGUGAAAAAAAAACAACAAUUAGCCGACAUGUUGUUGUCAAAAAGUUUGGAGCUUUUUUUAGUGAAUUAAAAAGUUCAAAAAAGUUACUGGAUUCAUUCUUAAGUUUGUCCUGUUAACUUCAAGAUCAUAAUUCAGUGCAAUUAACCCACAGAAUGAAUGUUUUAAACUGAGACAUAUGAACUGAUGUUAUAAACUGAGGCC